CUGUAGAGAGCAAGGACUUCGCCGUAAAAUGUGCCUAUUGGGCUUGCAGGGAGCCAGAAUUUUCCAUCAUUCAUUGUGGUACGGCGAGCUCUGCGUUUGUUUAAUUUGGACGAAUUUGUGCGGGGUUUAAUCACAUAUCCUAAAGCAUGUGUAUUAUACUGGAUUUCGUUAUUGGUUAAUUAAUCUUUGACCACUCAAGCAUCACACUAACCAGAACGUGUUGUUCGGCGGUCGAGGAACGCGUCGAAAAGCGUGGAACAGUCCGGUUCGGAAAUGGAGCGACAUUUUUUGAUUAUUUUUGCCCUUUCUGGUCUCUUGGUUUAUGCAUUAGACUGCCCUGACAAUAUGUACCAGAGCGGCUCGCUCUGUUGCAAGUACUGUCCGGUAGGAAAAUAUAUGACAAAGACCUGCAACGUGAGCAAAGGAAAUUCUUUUUGUGAAUCAUGCCCGAGUGAAACGUUCAUGGAUAAGCAGAACAACAACAGCAAGUGUAAGCAGUGUCAGAAAUGCCCACCGUCCCAGACGGCCACACGGCAUUGCAAGCCAAUUCACAAUAGGGAAUGUGGAUGCCCCCCCGGAACGUACCACGAUAAAGAAGUCUUGAUUUGCUUAGAAUGUCUGAAAUGUAACGUAGGCUACGGGGCGGUGUCACCCUGCACAAAUAUAAGUAACACGGAAUGUCAGCCCUGUCGGGAGGGAACAUUUUCUGAUCGCGUCAGUCACGAACAGGAAUGUUUGAAUUGCUCACAGUGUGAUCCAGGCGCAGUGAUUAAGGAAGAAUGCACAGCAACAAGGGACACAAUCUGCCAGAGAGCGAACAAUUCACGGAUUUCUACUGUUUCCCAAGUUGUCACUUCGGUCUCUCGAGCGCCUUCGGCACCAACCAAUGCUGGACGUUCAUUAAGCCCCGUAGAGAAAGUAACAUCUAACUCCAUAAGGUAUAUCAUUGGCAUCGUUGUCACUGUAGUGCUCCUCGUUAUAAUUGUUGUGGCUAUUUACUGUUGCUGGAGGAAACAAAAUCGGCAUGAAGGAAACCAGGCUCAUAACCCUCAAGAAAUGGAGGAAGCGAAGUAUGACUUUGUGCCGCCGACUUCAUCGGAGACACCAGCUCACGCGCGAUCCUCGUACGGACUUCGAGGAAGGCGGACGGUCUACUCCACGAGACCAAAUAGUCAUCAACGAGAUUCUGACUCUCAGGGCAGUAGUGGCUCGUUACAGGGCGUCAGCGUAAGCAACGGCAAA
Molecule: messenger RNA, 1242 nt
Organism: Pocillopora damicornis (cauliflower coral)
Lineage: Eukaryota; Metazoa; Cnidaria; Anthozoa; Scleractinia; Pocilloporidae
Product: tumor necrosis factor receptor superfamily member 16
Biological process (GO): Rho protein signal transduction
Cellular component (GO): plasma membrane; cell surface
Molecular function (GO): nerve growth factor binding; coreceptor activity; death receptor activity
Source: RefSeq, a predicted model, not a curated record